GCGUCGAUUUUCUUUGGCUUCCAACUUCAGCGAUAUUUUUGCUGAUGCCGCAGAGGCGACAGCCUGUGCUGCAGAGGUGUCCACACGGCAUCAAAUCUCGCCAAACGUGCAGGCCCUGCUGGACUCUUUAGAGUCUUUAGCGGAGGCAGCUUCGACGCUCAUCCAGGCAAGCGAAGUUGAAGAGGCCGUGCAACUGUUGGAGCACGCGUUCUCAAAGGUCGAGUCAGAUGACCAAGUGGACGAGGUGGCUUUGGCCAGGAUCGGGGUGCAGGUGCUGCUUUGUGCGAGCCUGUCACAG
Symbiodinium pilosum is the source of this 298-nucleotide messenger RNA. Lineage: Eukaryota; Dinophyceae; Suessiales; Symbiodiniaceae. The record is from the annotation of a GenBank genome assembly.